GUCUUCCCGUGUCCCGUGCUGGUAGACACAGCAAGCGACUCUCUGCUCCGGUGGAGGGGACAAACACCGAGACGGCCUCGGACUACGGGGAAACUAUGGUUUUGCCCUCUACAGACACGAGUACAGAUCGCGCCAACCUACCCUAGGACAACGUUUCUACGGGUGCUAAUAGAAUGCUUUAGAGCUCAGUUCGAUACGUUUGGAUCAACACCCCAGAACCUAUGAACUCUCAAUCCAGUGUGUACCUGAGGGCCCCCCAUCGUCAGUUUGACAUCCAGGCUAGUCCUCUGUGGCGGCGAGGCACUGCAGAAACGUGGACUUUCCUGGACUCCCCUCCCUGGAUUUUGAGCAAACUUCAACGGCAUGUCAUUUUGAGUCCACAUGAUUUUUUUACUAAGGCACCUCAGCCCGUUGGUGUCCCCGUUUUCCCUUCCUGAACGCAAAUCAGCCGCUUCGGGAAUCUUCGAUACUCGAUGUGCGCACCAUGGAUUUUGAAAUUGAGAGUGGCAUUCAGCUAGGGACAGGACGACAUGUUCGCACUUUGAGUAGCGACAAAUGCCGUUGGAAACGAAUCACUACGAACCAGUGAACGGUAGCACACCGUAGGUAUGCAGAAAUCUGUGAUCUAGACGGAGACAGCUUGAAGCUGCUUGGUGCAUGCGGGGGACACAAGAUCCUGCGCAGAACAUGGCGUUAACGGCCUGUCUCCCCUGUGUCAGGACCCCUCACGUGGCUGGCCGUCACUCAUGCGGAAUUACCCAGCACUUGGAACAAAAGAGCGAGGAUAUCGGACGUGUAAGAUCCAUCUGUGUCACACAUUUGAUUGUGCAAGCGGCAUGUGGUGUUCCUCCGUUUCGCUCAAGGCUCUGCCGCCGAACAGCGGCGAGCAAGAACCACGAAAAACUGCCUGGUGCGUGAAUAGUCUUGUCUAAAGUGGCAGGAUGCAGCACCUGCCAGAUAUAUGCCUUUAACUUACCUCAGGAAAAAUCCUUUAACUGACUGCCCCUGUGCAGUUUCGGGAUACUCGGGAAUCCGUCGUCCAUUGCACUCCUAGGACCGCCAUGAAGUAGUGAAAAAUUCGAAUUUCGGUAGGGCCACCCAAGGCAUUCAGAGUAUUUGAGCCAGGUGUUACCGACAUUCACUGCUGAUCAAGACCGCCUCAUCUCACAGAAGGACGGUCAAUCGGCGGCGAUGGAUAUACCAGUGCGCAUACGUAGUCCAUGCACAGUGUCUU
Molecule: messenger RNA, 1234 nt
Organism: Toxoplasma gondii ME49
Lineage: Eukaryota; Apicomplexa; Conoidasida; Eucoccidiorida; Sarcocystidae
Exons: 2
Coding region: 658-918 (86 amino acids)
Source: RefSeq, a predicted model, not a curated record